This is a messenger RNA of Myzus persicae (green peach aphid), 3158 nucleotides long. RefSeq names its product CCAAT/enhancer-binding protein-like. Gene Ontology annotation, biological process: regulation of transcription by RNA polymerase II; DNA-templated transcription. The coding region runs from base 866 to 1717 and encodes 283 amino acids. Gene Ontology annotation, molecular function: DNA-binding transcription factor activity, RNA polymerase II-specific; RNA polymerase II cis-regulatory region sequence-specific DNA binding. NCBI's taxonomy places the organism in Eukaryota, Metazoa, Arthropoda, Insecta, Hemiptera, Aphididae. The record is from RefSeq and is a predicted model, not a curated record. The transcript has 2 exons.
ACGCUGAACACGCGUCUGGUAGGUGCGAACACGCUCUCGUGAUAUUAUACAGUCGUCGGCCGAUCCGUUCCGUUUUUCUAUAUCGUUCAAUAGUAAUAUUGUCUCGCGUACGCGUUGUAAUAUAAUAAUAUAUUUAUAUUAUUUUUCGCGUACGCGCUUUAUUAUAAUAUUAUAAUAUACAAUUAUAUUCUAUUAUUGAAAUAUACAAUUAUUGUAAUUCUGUGCGUCUCGCGUCUUCACGAGGUAUUCACCGAGCGGUUUUUAUUUUUUCACCACUCGUCGAUGGGUCGGUGGUAAAAAUCUGAGAAAAAAUUUUAAGAAAAUAAUUCGCAUUUUCUCUACCGCGUGUCACAUAUUAUAUCGACUAUUAUAUUAUCGCCGUCGUCCGCAAGUGGUGCCGUUGAAAAAAAAAAAAAUAAAACAUAAUAUACUUUUAUUGUAAUUAUUAUUGUUGUAUGAAUACUAUACGCAUAUCAUAAGAGUAAAGCACAUCGCACAGUUCGCGCACACGAUGAAUACGAUGGUCACGCCGUUGUCCUCGUCCGUCGUCUUUUCCGCCGUCGCAGUCUGUCAAUCGAUCGCCGCGAACGCACCGUUCUACCGGUGACACGAGAGGUCUAUACGUCGCCGAAGUUGGUGUACAGGUAAGGUGACCGGUACAGAGUCGUUCUCGUCGGCACCGUUUUUCCGCGACAGUGUUACGCGCCGUUCGGAGCGCCGCAACGUACUCGCCGCUCCGAUUUUCGUUUGUGCGCCCGCACCGCCGCCGCCGCCGCUGCAGCACUGCACCGGCACACCUCGCUCCGCGCACGCACAAGCGUAGAUAAGUGCACUUACUCACCAACCAGCGUGAUACAAACGCACGAUGAACUCACCGCAAAUGUACGACACGGCGCCGCAGCCGCACGCUCACCAGCCGCAGCACCACCAGAUCAGCCAACAGGAAUUGGCGAUGGCCGCCAAGAAAGCGCAGCUCGGGCAGCUCAAGAACAGGUACGACAUAUCGGAACUGUCCACGCCCGAGAUAUCGCUCGACCUGCAGAACCUCAUCGACGACAGCCAGUUCAGCGAAGGGCUGUUCACGGAGAUCCUGCAACAGGGCCAGGUGAAAUUGCCCAACGGCACCGGCGGGGGCGGAGGCCGGAACGGCGUCAACCAGAACGGUUUCAACUCGCGCACCACGCUCGCGUACAUGCCGCAGCCCGUGCACUACGAGAGCACGCCGGCCUCCACGGGAGGUCCCAUCAAGGAGGAACCGCCGGAGUCGGUCGAGUUCCGGAACCAGCAGCAACAGCAGCAGCAACAGCAACAGCAGCAGUACCUUAGCAACGGCCAGGGGGGCGCGUUCCAGACGUCGCCCGUGUCCAGCAACGGCAGUAGCUCGCAUCUCAAGGCCCAUCACCACAACCACCACCGGAAGUCGAGUUCCGGCAGCAACAAGUCCGUGGACAAGAACACGGACGAGUACAAGAGGAGGCGCGAACGGAACAACAUAGCGGUCCGCAAGAGCCGGGAAAAGGCGAAGAUCCGCAGCCGCGAGACCGAGGAGAAGGUCAAGCUUUUGGUCAAAGAGAACGAGCGGCUGCAGAAGAGGAUAGAGCUGCUCAGCGAGGAACUCAACGUGCUCAGGUCGCUAUUCACCAACGUGGGCGUCCUGCCCGAGCACCUUCACCGGGAGCUCAACAAACAUUUCGACGCCUACCCACACUUGCAGUGAACCACCUCACGCGAGUGGUUUCAAGUAAUCGUGCAUCGAUGAACCCGGUUCAAUAUCAUCUCCUCUCACACUUUUUGGUAUUAAACAGGGACAUUUUCUGACCUGGUUUUUUUUAUUAUUAUUAUUUUUAUUAUGAUAAUUAUUAGUUAGAAUGUUAUAAUUGUUAUUGUUCAUAAAAAUCGUUUAUUUAAAAGUUUCUUCGAGACUUGACACAAAAAAAAUAAAAUGAUAUUAUGUAUUAAUAUAAUAUAAUCCUAUAAAACUGUAUAAAUGCAAAUCAUCAAUAAACGUUAAAAUACAAAAUUAAAAUAUAUUGGCGGCGGCUCUCAAACGCUGAGCUACUUAACUAAUGUAUAAUAAUAACAGUAGGUAUUGAUAACGUAUACAAUUAUUUUUUUUACGAUAAAAAAAUGUUGAGCUUUCUUUAAAAAUAUAACGAAUCUUACCAAAAUCCUUUCGAUAUCGGGCAUAUUUUUAUACACGUGUGUCUAAGACAUAUAGAUUUAUUAUAAUAUGGACUAUUUAUUUAUUUUUCUACUCGUACAAAAUCCUUUUAAUCAAUGCAAAUAUUGUAAUAUUAUUAUUGUUUUGAAACGCCGCAGCAUUAUUUACCCCUUCUUUUAGGUUUGUAUAGAUGUGCAUACGCCACGAGUGUUCAAUUUUUAUUACCUACCUAUAUCGUUUCGGAGAUAAUUGCUCGUCUUCUUGUAUUUUUUCCUAAUUAUAAUUUGUAUUUUAUUCACAUAUUUUUUUUGUACGUGUACAUAUUAAAAAAAACACAUUAACGUGAGAGGAUCGGAGUCGACCAAAUUGCGUAUAAUAUAUUUUCUACUCAUACAUAUUAUUAUACUAUAUCAUAUCUAGAUAGUCAAUAUACGCCGUGGCUUGCUACGGUUAUUGAAACUACGUCGGCUGAGAUGAGUAUAUUAUGUUAUGUUAAUAGAUCGUCCACAAGUGACCGUAUAAGUGUUAUACGAUUGUAUUGUAUGACAGUAUCGUAACUAGGAAGCGUUGUCGUCCGCGGACAUUCCCGAACAUUACCAGAAUGUAUGAAAACAAAAAAAAAAACCAAUGUCCGACUUCCAACCCCGACGGCGUGGCACUUGGAAACUGUAAUAAUUUUACAAUAUUUCCACACUACAUCACUGAAAUAUUAUUUGUUUUCCAAAGUUCGGUGUACGAGUAUGACUUUCGGUGAUGACACCUGUUUAUCCUGUACAAAAAUUACAUAUUAUUCACCACGUGCGUUGUAUACGAAUGUCCGUCCGCCGCGCGUUCAGGUUGUACCGUAUAAGGACGCGUUCAUCGUUACUAUACCGGACAAGAACCAUUAAUAAUGGUCCGUACUCGUACCCAUAGGUAUAAGUACCAAAUGUUCGAGAGCAAAGUGUGCAUAUUUUCACUAUAAUUUUUGCACCGCACAAACAGACGAGUGUGUGAC